CUCGGGGAUUUAAUGGCCUUGGGCGUUGUUUUUCGCAUGUUUGGUCGUGAAUUUGUGGUAAUUUCACUAUAAUUCGUUGCAAAUAUGAUUCAGAUCAUUCAGAUAAGUCGAGAUAAAUUUCUGUGAACGAGAAAUCAAGGAUCAGCACCAUGAACAUCAUGAAGAAGUUCUGGGGCUCUGGCGGCUCAGCCCCGGAGGAUGCCGUCAUGAGCCAGCAGAUCGCGCUCAGCCUCACCCACCUGCGGAAACUGUACGCUGAGUACGUCAGGCCGCCACAGCCGCUGACGGAGCCGGAGAGGGAGGCUAAGCUGUACAGCAUGCUGCCUCUCUUCUGCAAGGUAUUUGCCGGCUCCUCCGGCCAGGAGAUCUGGGACCGGUUCCCUCAGUGCGUCCAGCUCAGCGAGUUUGCCACGAAGCUGAUGGUCACUGAAAUCAGACGGCGGGCUUUCAAUGAGAACACUGCGCUGGCCAGCUGUGAGAUCAUCAGUUACCUGGAGAUGGGCAGUGCGGAGGAGUCCUCCAACGGAUGGAUGCUGCUCAACACUCUGAACCUGCUCAGCUCGGCCGGACCCACCGUUGUACAGUCGAUGGUGGCCGCAGCUCUGCCCUCCACGCUGGUCAAGUGUCUGUACCUGUUCUUCGACCUGCCCGAGCUGGGUACCGACGUGGCGGCCGGCACGGAAAUCACCCCGCAGGAGAGCAGGAACCUGCUGCAGAAGGUGUUUGUUCAGCUGAUGAGCCGUCUCUGUACGAGUCCCUGCGCCGCCGACGAGCUGGCCCGACGGGACGACCUCAGUCUGCUCUUCUCGGCAAUGACGUCAUCAUGUCCGGCCCACAACGUCAGCUGGCGGAAAUCGGCCAGCGAGGUGCUGAUGGGUCUGAGCAGGAGUGGGCUCAGUCAGAAUACCAUCAACUAUAUACACAAUAACGGCUGCGUCAGUCUGUGCGUGGACAACAUGCGUGCGGCGGAUGACCUGCCGCCCCUGGAGACUGUCGAGAUGUUCGUCAGCCUCUUCUGCUUCCUCAAGGACUCUGCGGACGUGUCGCAGGUGCUGCUGGCAGACCUCCGCUCCAGCCAGGGCUACAUCUUCCUCGGCGAGUUCCUGCUCAAACUGGAGCAGGACUUGGCGCCCGAGUCGACGGACGCCGCCCGUAACCUGGUGCUCCUGCUGGCCUCGCUGGCCAUGUGCGGCCACACCGAGCUACAGCCCUCCCAGGCGGCCGCCGGCACCCCGUUCAAACUGUCCGGCUUCUCCGUGCCGCAGCCAUCCGGCCUCGGCACCAGCGUGCGGAAUGUGCACGCGUUCCAGGUGCUGCAGACGGUGUUCCUGCGGGCAACCUCCUCCUCCCUCUGCUGUGUCAUCCUGGACACCAUCUCCAGCGUGUACCACGCCGACCGAGCCAACUACUUCAUACUGGAGAGCCAGCACACCAUAUCACAGUUCGCCGAGAAGAUACAUCAGAAACCCAAAGAGGCACAGGACAAGUUUUUCCAGCUCCUGGAGCUGGUGGUAUUCCAGCUGAACUACGUACCGGUCAAAGAGCUCAUCUCCUGCAGUAUUCUGCUCAAACAGCACUGCUCGGUAGACUGCAGCCUGCGCUGCAUGGAGUCCCUCCUCAGCAUUCUCAGGUUCAGCCCCCUCUUCAAGGACGUGUACCGCGAAGUGGGCAUUCUGGAGGUGCUGGUGCAGUGUCUGGCGCGGUACGCCGACAUUCUCAAGUCGAGAAGGCAGACGGAAGAGGAUGGAGACGAGUACGACCUGCCGGGCCCGCAGUCGGCGCUGGGCCGUCGCACCAUGGAGACCUUCACCGUACUGCUGGCCGGCAGCGCCGCCAACGCGGCCGUCUUCCGAGAGUCGGGCGGAUCGCAGCGCGUGCACGAGAUGCUGGUGUAUCCUGACUGUUCGCAACAGGCGCUCGGCAUUCUGCAGCAGCUGAUGCUAUGUGCCGGCGGUGAGAGCGAGAUGGGCAGCCUCCUAGCACUCAUGGAGAACGCAUCGUUCUCUCAGAUCGGUCUCAAGAUCGAUAUCCUCAAGUGCGUGCUGGCGUGUCUGCGCGACUCGCACCGCAGUCGGACAAUGUUUCGGCGCGUCGGAGGCUUUGUAUACGUCAUGGCAGUGCUCGUAUCGCUCGAGGGCUGUAUGGCAGAGACGCCGGAGCCGCCGUGGGACUCUGUGCCGCGCCAGACCAUGCUGAGUUUGGUGCACGGAGCGUUCAACACUCUGACCAUGGCCAUGAGAUACGAGCCGGCCAACGCCAAGUUCUUCCAGCUGGAGAUCUGCAGUACCAGCCUCCUGGACACGGUGCGCCUCCUGGGCUGUUUUGGAGGCGGCUAUCAACUGGCCCCCAUCGAUUUCUCCUAUGAACACACCGAGGAGCAUACCUUCCAGAGUAUCUUCGCGUCUGACGUCACUUCCGGAAGCCUGCCGCCAAACGUCCCCAUCAGUCUGAGCUACGCCUGCCUGACACUGCGACUUCUCUACGAUAUGGCGCUGGACAGCUUCGACAAGCCGGCCAUGGCGGCUGCUGUGUCCUCGGGAGGAGCGAGGCGGCAGGAGGAACAACAGGAGUCGGCCGGUACGGGGAAGCGUCGCGCGCCGACCGGUCUGAACCUGUCCCCGCCGCCCCCGGAGCCGAUGAUAGUCCACGCCGGCGUGGUGGUGGAGCUGCUACACCUUCUGCCGGCCAUCCACCACCCACAGCAGCGGCAGAUGGCGGUCACACUGCAGGUCUACCUGGCCGAGAUCCUCAAGUCGCUGAUGCGCAGCGAGCGCAACCAGCAAGUCAUGUGUGACGCCGGUUUCCCGUGCGAGCUUCUCUCGACGUGUCGUCUGGCACUGGAGGAUGAGGACCAUCUGCUGCACCCGGCCAUACAGUAUAUGCUGGAGAGACUGGCGGCGCAGACGCUGGAGCCGCGCGAUCUCAGAUCGUUCCUGCGCCUCGGUAACCCGCUGAUGUGUGCUCCCGUGGACGAGCCACCGACUCCCGACUCGGGCGGCCCCGUGUCACUGACUCGAGUCAAAACACUCGUCUCCAUGACAACGCCGCGCGACUGUCGACACGGAGGCGCGGCGAUUCUGCCGCCGUUUGUGGAGUUUGACAUGUCGGUGGAGGGUUUCGGCUGCCUGUUUCUGCCCUCGCUGGCGCCGCAGUGUCUCAGUGUCGGAGAUACAUCGGUACUGGGCGGAAUCGGCACUGGUGACCGCGUGUUCCCGCCGGCCACCGGCCUGACCUACUCGACAUGGUUCAACGUGGAGCGGUACUCCAACUCGCGGGCCGACCCGCACUGUGUCCGGCUGCUGACACUGGUGCGCCACCCGCACGGCCGCGAUCAGCAGCUGAUUUGUCUUACCGUCGUCCUCUCGGCGAGAGACAAGGCGCUCAUCAUAUCAACACGCGAGACGGAGAUGCCGCAUCAUGGCGCCUACGACUGGGAGCCCGACUGUCGCGGCGACACCAGUCUGCGCGUCUGGUGCCCGGACCUGCUGGAGGAGAACCAAUGGCACCACCUGCUGGUGACACUCAACAGAGCCGUGCUCAAACACUCUGCCUGCGCCGUCUACAUCGACGGAAAACAGGUGGCCAAUCAGAAGCUUCACUACGUCAGUCAGAACCCGGGCGGCGGCGCUGCCAACCUGACCUCCAGCGCGGCGGUGUACGGCUUUAUCGGCACCCCUCCGCAGUGGCGGCGACACUCCAAGCUGGUGUGGAAACAGGGCGCCUGUCUGCUGGUGGAGGAGGCCCUGCCGCCGGCCGUGGUGGGCACCGUGUACCGGCUCGGUCCCAACUACCUGGGCACGCUGCAGGCGCCAUUCAUCAACGGGGAGUGCUGCUCGGCCCUGAUUCCCGAGGAGCGUGUGAUGCUCGGACUGAACGCAGUUGCCACCAGUCAGCUAACACUGGCCAAGAUCCGCAAAGUGUACAGCAAGGCAGACAACAGGAGCAUCGCCAAGCAGCUGGGUAUGUCAUCGCACGAGAACGCCACCCCGAUCCGCAUUCUACACAACGCCGGGGGGCACCUGAGCGGGCCGGCCCGAACUCUGGGCGGAGUCGUGAUCGGAUACCUGGGUGUUCGGGUGUUCUGCGCCCGACCAGUGGCGCGUAUGGUGGAGAACGUGGGCAGCACAAGUCUGGUGCUCGGACUGAUCGCCAUGGCGGCUGACGUGGAGGGGCUGUACGCCGGAGUCAAGGCGCUCACUUGUGUGGUCAAGACCAACAAAGCUG
Amphibalanus amphitrite is the source of this 4224-nucleotide messenger RNA. Its product is annotated as WD repeat and FYVE domain-containing protein 3-like. The record is from RefSeq and is a predicted model, not a curated record. The transcript has 27 exons. Lineage: Eukaryota; Metazoa; Arthropoda; Thecostraca; Balanomorpha; Balanidae. The annotation marks the transcript as partial.